AUGGACAACUCUCCGCACUCCACCUCCCGUCUGCCGGUAUGCCUUGUCACAGGCGGCACCGGGCUCGUCGGGCAGGCUCUCCAGUCUAUUCUGCGGCGCGAACAAACGACCUCGCUUCCUUCUUCUUCCCCGUCUUCUUCUUCCCCGUGUUCUUCUUCUUGCUCUUCUUCUUCUUGCUCUUCUUCUUCUUGCUCUUCUUCUGAGAGGCACGCAGGCGUGGAGACGGUGCGUCUGUGCGGCAGAGGAUUCGAGUUCAUUUUCGUCGGCUCCCGCGAAGCGGAUCUGAGGUCCUUCGAGCCCACUGAGGCUCUCUUUCUGCGGUAUCGACCCGUUGCUUUGAUUCAUCUCGCCGCGCGCGUUGGCGGACUCUUCGAUAAUAUGUCGCACAACCUGGAGUUUUUUGAAGACAACAUGCACAUCAACGACAACGUCGUUCGCCUGGCGCACCGCUUCCGGGUGACGCGCGCGGUCUUCUGCCUGUCAACCUGCAUUUUUCCGGCGCACUGCGCGGAGUCUGGCGAGGUCAUGCGCGAAGAGCAACUCCACACAGGAGCGCCGCAUCCCUCGAACGAGGGAUACUCCUACGCGAAGCGGAUGCUGGAAGUCUCUGUGCGCCUCCAUCGCCGGCGCUUCGGCUACGCCUGGCGCUGCGUCUGUCCGACGAACCUCUACGGCCCCUUCGACCAAUUUUCGCUGGAGCGCGCCCACGUGCUCCCCGCGCUUGUUCACAAGGCUUUCCUCGCCUCCCGACACAAGACGCCUUUCGUCGUCGGCGGCAGCGGCGCGCCGCUGCGUCAGUUCGUUUUCAGCGAGGACGCAGGCGAAGUGAUUCUCCGCGUUCUCCAAGCGCCCACCCUCAGCGAGGAAGAAAGCUUCAUGAUCCUUGCGGCAGACGCCGACCAGAAUGAGCCCUCCAUCGCCUACUUGGCGGAGGUCAUCGCAGACAACUUCGGCCUGAAGAACGUGAUCGAGUUCGAUCGCUCCAAGCCCGACGGCAUCUUUCGAAAGACGGUUUCGAACGCGCGCCUCCGUCGCUUCCUCGGCCCGAAGUUUCAGUUCCUCUCCCUGGAGGAAGGCGUCCGCCGCACGGUUGCCUGGUUCGUGCAGAACGCGGAGCGCGCGCGCAUGUAG
Besnoitia besnoiti is the source of this 1131-nucleotide messenger RNA. Its product is annotated as GDP-L-fucose synthetase. Lineage: Eukaryota; Apicomplexa; Conoidasida; Eucoccidiorida; Sarcocystidae. Gene Ontology annotation, molecular function: GDP-L-fucose synthase activity. The transcript has 10 exons. The coding region runs from base 1 to 1131 and encodes 376 amino acids. Gene Ontology annotation, biological process: nucleotide-sugar biosynthetic process. The record is from RefSeq and is a predicted model, not a curated record.